Eupeodes corollae is the source of this 2050-nucleotide messenger RNA. Its product is annotated as ribonucleoprotein RB97D-like. The transcript is spliced from 6 exons. Bases 172 to 1329 code for a protein of 385 amino acids. Gene Ontology annotation, molecular function: RNA binding. Lineage: Eukaryota; Metazoa; Arthropoda; Insecta; Diptera; Syrphidae. The record is from RefSeq and is a predicted model, not a curated record.
GUUCACUGUUCAGUUCGGUUCGGUCUUCCUCUUCGGCAUCGGUUCGUCAACUUUUACUUGCUACUUGCUAUUUCUUGUGAAAAGUGAAUUGUGUAGACUAGGGUUGCAGCAGCAGGUGAAAUUAUUAAAUUUUAUUAAAAGAAAACAAAUUUUGUUUAAAACUAAAGAAUUAUGCAUAAAGAUAGUUACAUGAAUCGAUCAGUAAAUAACGGAAACAUGGAGGAAUCUGGACCCGAUAUGGAGCAUUUAAGAAAACUUUUCAUUGGAGGAUUAUCCCCAAUGACCACAGAAGACUCACUUAAGUCGUUCUAUCAACAGUGGGGUGAUGUUACGGAUGUUGUAGUUAUGAGAGAUCCAGUGACUAAACGUUCCCGGGGAUUUGGUUUUAUUUCAUUUGCCAAAUCUGCAAUGGUCGAUCAAGCGCAAGCCGCGCGUCCCCACAUAAUUGACGGAAAGACCGUCGAUGCUAAAAGAGCCCUACCCCGCCCUGAAUUAGACAAACCCGAAGCGAGUGCUACAGUUAAGAAGAUAUUUGUUGGUGGAUUAAAAGAAGUCCAUGAUGAGCCUUGUUUGGAAGAGUAUUUCCAACAAUUUGGAAAUGUAGUUGGAGUUAAGAUUCUCACAGAUAAAACAACCGGCCGCAAACGUGGUUUUGCGUUCGUGGAGUUUGACGAUUAUGAUUCCGUGGACAAAGCAGUUUUAAAAAAGAACCACACAAUUAAAUAUGUAUUUGUGGACGUUAAGAAAUCCGUCUACAAACAAGAAGUUAUGCGAAAACAUCAACAAUUACAACAAGGAGCCGGUAACAUGGCACCGCAAAAUAAUGGACAAUAUGCAAUGCCAAACAAUAUGGCACCUGCGCCGCAAGGCUAUGCAAAUAAUGGCUGGGGAAUGAACAAUUAUGCAAAUGCAUACGCUCAACCACCACCAGCAGGUGCUGUUCCACCCCAAGCUUAUAGUUAUCCACCACAAAACACAGCCAAUGGUUGGAAUGCCGCCCCAUCAGCUUACCAAGGAGGAUGGAAUCAGGCGCCCGCAUAUGGUCCACCUGCUGCAGUUCCACCUCAAGGUCCACCAGCUGGUGCAGCACCACCCACUAGUUGGGCUGGUGGUAAUUUUGGCAGUGAGUAUCAACAAGCUUAUAAUGGUGGUCCAACAAAGGCCGGUAAUUUAGGUGGAAAUCGUAUGAAUCCGUAUGGUGUAGCGGCAGGAAAUAAUUAUGGUCAAAGCUACUAUAAUUCAUAUAGUACGCAGCAGCCUACAGAUAAUUACGCACCAGCUAAAAGUGGUGGCGUUUCCUCAGGACAUGCUUCAAAUCGGCAAUAUUAAAAAUAUAUAUUUGCAGGCAUGUAAGAUGUAUACCUAAUUAUAUGAAAAAAAAAACUUUAAAAAAAAUACCAGAACAAAAGUGACGUCAUGUGUUUAUCUCUAUCCCUUCAGAAAUAAGGUCGCAGAUUAAAUUUAAGGAUCUCUUAAGAAUUAUAACUAUAUAUAUAAAAAAAAACAAAAAACACUACUUUUUUAAAAAAAUACUGAAAAAAAUAUAAAAUUUGAAUUCAAACAACAAUUAUAACAGAAAAUAUAUUCCACACAAGACACAUAUCCAUGCGUAGAAAAUAUAUUUGAGGAGAAGACUUUCAUUAACAAAAACAAAUAUGAUUGAAUAUGAUACAAUAGCAGUGAAAUCGGAACUAAAAGUAAAGGAGCCAUUCGAUAAGAAAAACAAAAAAAAAAAAAAAACAUUUUAUUUGAAUUAUUAAAAACCUUGAGGUGUUGUUUGUAGGGAGAAAAAAUGUGUUAUUUUUCAUUAUCUUUUUUUUACGAAUAUUUUGUAUACCCAAUAACUUUCCAUUAAUAUUAAAAAAAAAACACACACAUUAAAAUUACAUACAAAACAAAAGAAAGAAAAACAAAAAACAUGACGGAUAAAUUGAUGUCUGGAAUUAUAUAUGUAAAAUUAUUUAUAUAAUAAAUAUUUAAAAUUGAAAUAAUAAAUAUAUAAGUUUAUUGCGGUUCGCAUUAUAUAAAUACUAAAUUCAAAAUCCUAGAA